Temnothorax curvispinosus is the source of this 1411-nucleotide messenger RNA. RefSeq lists its product as uncharacterized. The coding region runs from base 753 to 1244 and encodes 163 amino acids. The transcript has 4 exons. The record is from RefSeq and is a predicted model, not a curated record. Lineage: Eukaryota; Metazoa; Arthropoda; Insecta; Hymenoptera; Formicidae.
AAAAAGGCUUGGUUGAAUUUACCAAGUUUUUCUUGGUUACGUAUAUAUUGGUAACUACAACCAUUGACUUGGUUGCCGUAACCAUGUACACUUAGUUAGUUUGACAAUUCAAAUUUGGUUGGAACUAUUGGUGCUUAUAACCAACGCAAUUGGUUGAAGUAACCAAAAAACUGUAUUGCGAUUGAUCACCCAGAAAUUAGUUCUCACAACCAAUGACCGUAGCUAGUUUAACCAAGUUCUUGGUGAAUUAAAAAGCAUGGCUGCACUGCAGUCGAAGACUGAACGUGCUAACGUACGGAUGUCGUUGCGUCGUCGUUGACGAUUUUUCUCAUCGACGUCGUGUGCGGGUUAUCGGUCGCGGUGAAACGCGAGCGUAAACCCUUCGGCAGUGAGUUUCUCGGUCGUGUCCCGAUAACUGCGUGUUCGCGGUAUCAGUGUGUGAGGUAUCUUGGAGAACGGGAGCGCGGCGGGAAUCGCCGACGGACCCGCGAAGUCCUUCAUCAACCUAACCUAAUCUUCAGCACGCGGCGGCCAGCGGAGAAUCUACGUCCCGGAUUCCGGCGACGCUCGCGAGCCCCGAGGGGUUCGUCGACUUUUUCCGCGCGCUCGGCGGUCGACUUCAUAAAUAUUGGACACGAAUACGCGCCACAUACGUACGCCGCCGUCCCGACCGCGAAAGGACGGACGAGGCCGCGAGGGAAGAAAUAGGGGAAGUCGCGGCUUGAUAGCCGCGGAUCGCGCUGAGGUGAAUUAUGAGCAUGCGACGUUCUCCAGCGCGCCGUCAUCGUCACCGUCAUCAUCAUCGUCGUGAUCACUGUCCCGCGAUCGCCGGUUGCUUCGCCGUAAUCGAAGACUUUUUCCACAAGUGCAUUGACCGCGCGAAUCUUCGUCGUCGUCAUCGUCAUCGUCACCGUCUUCACCGUCGUCGCAGUGCAAUGAUGGAAGAAAGUGUGGCGGAUUUAUUGAAAAAUUGGGGAUUUGAGAAAUUUGUCUCAAUAUUUGAAGAUGAGUCACCAGUCACAAUUUUGCAUAAGUUUGCUAAACUUUUUGAGCCAGUAAUACUGAAUGCACGAAUUGGCAAAUUCAAGACGCGGCCGACUAGAGCAGAAAUUGCGGAAGGAUUGGUAUUGCACGUAAAGGUUAUUGACGAUUUGAUGCCAGCAAUUAACCGCAUGCGCUUGAAAGCUGAGCAGCUAAAAACAACAUUGCAACCCCUGGCGGCAGUUGUUGGUCUCAAAAUAUAACUGCAUCGUACGUUGCAAUAGACGACAUUUUAUACAAGCUGGACAGUCCAUUACGAGCCGUCGAUGUCUGCUUUAAGUGCAUUCAUGCCUUACAUGCACAGUACCCAGUGCAAAGUGAACGCCCGUGGUUGGUACUACAGCAGAUCAUUUAUGACAUCUACACGCCG